ACCGUAGGACUAUUCAAAUUUAACCAAACACGCGUGUGUGCUAUGCAGCGGCUUUGGAUGCGUUAGUUGUACGCACUGCUCAUUUCCCAAACUACUACCCCGUACACACACCAACCAGAGCAUGCCAUCCACAGCGCUUGUAUCCACUCGUACACAGUUGGCGACCUCCACUGGCAAGCCAAUGCUGCCCACAAGCCACUCCCCCAUGUCUCCGUCGGUCAUGGCUGGCACUGCGCCGUUCCUUGUGACACUGCGCAUCAUGCUGGACUCGGAAAACCCCGACGUCCUGCGAUGGACAUCUGACAGCGCCGCCUUCCAAGUACUCGACAUGGCUCGGUUCACGCACUCGGUCCUGCCAAAGUACUUUAAACAUGGCAAAUACUCGAGUUUUCAACGUCAACUCAACUACUUUCACUUCAAGAAGUGGACCAAACGGCAGUCCAAGGUGUGCACGUUCUCCAACGCGCACUUUUGCCGCCACGACCCGGCCCUGGCGACAUUUAUUACCCGCAAACGAAGCACGAGUAGUACUACCUCUAGUAGUAGUACUAGUAGUAGUAGGAGUUCCGCGAGCUGCGCUAGUCAAGACCACGACCUGGACGUGCUCUUGGACUUUGAUCUCGUUGCCCACUGCUUGCCCGACACUUCCACGGAUGGCGACGCGUGGUGGAAUUGCAACCACCCGCCCCUAUUGUAUUAAUACAACCAUGUUGUGUUUCAGUACCAGGUAACUGUUAAUUACUACUAACGUAAAUGGCCAAAUAUAUGGUGCACUUGAAAGUGACCUCGUCGUUG
This is a messenger RNA of Aphanomyces astaci, 795 nucleotides long. RefSeq lists its product as hypothetical. Bases 122 to 700 code for a protein of 192 amino acids. Gene Ontology annotation, molecular function: sequence-specific DNA binding; DNA-binding transcription factor activity. The record is from RefSeq and is a predicted model, not a curated record. Lineage: Eukaryota; Oomycota; Saprolegniomycetes; Saprolegniales; Verrucalvaceae. The transcript has a single exon. Gene Ontology annotation, biological process: regulation of DNA-templated transcription.